AAUCCUCUUUUCUAAAUCUCAAUAAUCAAAAUUUUAGCUGGCUAACAUGCUGAAGACCUAAUCAUCAAAGUGUGAACUGGGAAAGAUUCUACUCCCCUCCUCAAUUACGCCUCGUCUCCCCCUCUUGCCUUUUUUUUUUUUUUUUAUCUUAGUCAUAUCCCAGCGUGCAGAGUAUAUAUGCAAGAGAGAGGCGUCGUCUGUAUAACAACUCCCCAUCAAAAGUCAAUAAAGCCAAUCCCAUUAUUUUGAAUAAAAUAUAGUCUUGCCAACCACUAUUUGGUCUGAGCUUUGUGUGUACAAUUCAAUAUUUUACUGGUAACAUCACCAAGAAUGAAAAAGAUGGCUGCUGCUCUCAUCAUAGUUGCAAUCAGCAAAAAUAAUCAUCCAUGUAGCUACCUAUCAAUGGAGAAUUGGUCAACUCCAACCGGGUUUCUUCCCUUUUGCUCUUUUUUUGUUCUCUGGUUCAAGCUUUCAUACCCCACUUUCUUGGGUUGCAAAAAACAGCGGCUGCAGCUCUUAUCUCUUGUGGGCCUAAGUAUAUAGAGAUUAUUCACAAUCUCGGGUAAAAUGUCGGUUCUUGGGAUGUCCCAGCUAACUUUUGCAGAGCUUAGAAUGAGUCUAGUUAUGUGUAUAUGCUGGUAUUUCUUGUUUAUUUGUGCAGAUUGUCAACAAACUGAUCCGGCUGAAGUUAGUGCAUUACGAUCCAUCAAAAGAAGUUUGGUGGAUCCUUAUGGAAAUCUUGCCCGCUGGAACAAGGGGGAUCCAUGUGCUUCAAAUUGGACGGGGAUUAUCUGCUAUAAUACAACACUUGAUGAUGGUCUCUUUCAUGUUAGAGAAUUGUUAUUACUGAAUAGGAAUCUGUCCGGCAGUUUAUCUCCAGAACUUGGCCGUUUAUCUUAUUUGAAGAUAUUGGACUUUAUGUGGAACAACAUUACUGGGACCAUACCAAAGGAGAUAGGCAACAUUACAACGUUAGAACUUUUGCUUCUGAACGGAAAUCAACUAACAGGUUCCUUGCCUGAUGAGCUUGGUAAUCUUUCGAACUUGGACAGGAUACAAAUUGACCAAAACCAUAUAUCAGGACAACUACCUGUGUCAUUUGCGAACUUGAGCAAAGCAAAACACUUCCACAUGAACAAUAAUUCACUGAGCGGGCAAAUACCACCGGAGCUAUCUCGACUUCCAAUUCUUGUUCAUCUGUUGCUUGAUAAUAACAACUUAUCAGGAUAUCUUCCACCAGAACUUUCUGAAAUGCCAAAUUUAUUAAUACUUCAACUCGACAACAACAACUUUGAAGGGAGUACAAUACCAUCAUCAUAUGGCAACAUGUCUAAACUGUUGAAGUUGAGUCUUAGGAACUGCAGUUUGCAAGGGUCCAUUCCUGAUUGGAGCAAUAUGCCAAGUAUUGCUUACAUAGAUUUGAGCCUAAACCAGCUUAAUGGAACUAUACCAAGAGGUGCACUUUCGGAAAAUAUCACGACAAUUGAUCUGACGAGAAACAAUCUGAAUGGUACCCUUCCCGCUAGCUUUUCAAGUCUUCCUCUCUUACAAAAAUUGUCAGUCGCGAACAAUUCUUUGAGUGGUUCUGUUCCUUCCACCAUCUGGCAAAAUAGGACUCUGAACUCAACUGAGAGACUCAUUCUGGAUUUUGGGUUCAAUAUGUUUUCAAACAUUUCUGGCAUCCUUCUCGCUCCUCCUAAUGUCACCAUUGGGCUUCAAGGAAAUCCCGUAUGCUCAGCUAGCAAUCUAAUUCAGUUCUGUGGACCUCAUGAAGAAGAUUUCAGCAAUACCUUAAAUGUUACAGAUCUCAAUAAGUGUCCUCCCCAAUCAUGUCCACCUCCUUUUCAAUAUGCCCCUCCAUCUCCUGUUAUAAGCUGCUUUUGUGCUGUUCCACUGCUUGUUGGAUAUCGGUUGAAAAGUCCUGGAUUCUCAGAUUUUCUUCCAUAUGUCAAUUCUUUCAAAGAGUACCUAAGUUCUGGUCUGGAAUUGAAUGUCUCUCAGCUGGACAUUGAUUCAGUGGCUUGGCAGAAGGGACCUCGUCUUAGAAUGUACCUCAAGAUUUUUCCAGCCUAUGUCAAUGAUAGUAUUCGGUUAUUUAACAAGAGUGAGGUCAUCUGGAUUCAAGAAAUGUUUAGUGGAUGGAGGAUUCCUGACAGUGAAGUCUUUGGACCUUACGAAUUUCUCAAUUUCACACUUCUGGAUCCUUAUAAAGAUGAAUUUCCUCCUCCUUCAUCGUCUGGCUUAAGCAAGGGAGCUCUGGCAGGUGUUAUACUGGGGACAAUAGCUGGAUCAGUCACUCUAUCUGCAUUUGUUUCACUUCUUAUCUUGAGACGGCACAUCCGGAAACACCAUACAUCUUCAAAAAGACGUCAAUCAUCAAGGAUCUCAGUGAAAAUUGACGGGGUCAAAGAUUUCACUUAUGGUGAAAUGGCACUGGCCACAAAUGAUUUUAAUAACUCAACAGUGGUUGGGCAAGGAGGUUACGGGAAGGUACAUAGAGGUGUUCUUGCUGAUGGAACCAUUGUGGCCGUCAAACGUGCUCAGGAGGGAUCAUUGCAGGGUGAAAAGGAGUUUCUUACGGAAAUAGAAAUAUUAUCGAGGUUGCAUCAUAGAAACCUGGUGUCGUUGGUUGGAUACUGUGAUGAAGAAGGUGAACAGAUGCUGAUUUAUGAAUUCAUGCCAAAUGGUACCUUGAGGGAUCAUCUAUCAGGUAAGUCUAAAGUGCUGUUGACUUUUGCCAUGAGGGUAAAAAUUGCAUUGGGUUCAGCCAGAGGCAUCCUUUACCUUCAUACUGAAGCCAAUCCUCCAAUAUUUCAUCGGGAUAUCAAGGCAACCAACAUAUUGCUUGACUCCAAAUUUACCGCCAAGGUUGCUGAUUUUGGACUAUCACGGCUAGCUCCGGUUCCGGAGCUUGAAGGAGACAUCCCUUCUCAUGUAUCUACAGUAGUCAAAGGAACACCGGGAUACCUUGAUCCAGAGUAUUUCCUAACUCAUAAGCUGACGGACAAAAGCGAUGUAUAUAGCCUUGGAGUUGUAUUCCUGGAGAUGUUGACUGGAAUGCAUCCAAUUUCACACGGCAAAAACAUUGUUCGGGAGGUUAACAAUGCAUAUCGUUCGGGUAUGAUAUUCUCUAUCAUUGAUGAGCACAUGGGGUCUUAUCCUUCCGAAUGUGUGGAGAAAUUCGUAAAUCUGGCUCUGAAGUGCUGCCAAGAAGAGACAGAUGGCCGACCUUCAAUGGCGGAAGUAGUUAGAGAACUUGAAAGCAUAUGGCUUAUGAUGCCAGAAUCCGACACGAACUUAUCAGAAUCCAUGGCCACUGAUCCCACGAAAGCUGUGACUCCACCAUCUUCAUCCUCAUCCCUGAGAAAUCCUUAUGUUUCACAAGAUGUCUCUGGCAGUGAUCUCGUCAGUGGAGUCAUUCCCACCAUUGCACCGAGAUGAUGGUAUCAUUUGGUUUUUCAUUUUCGGUUCCUUGGUGUUGCCAUUGAUAGGAUUUUGACAAAGUUUUGUACAGUCAUUAUUUUAAUCACAGUUGCACAUUGUCAGCAGUUUUAGUUUCACUACAGGAUGGCCA
Molecule: messenger RNA, 3574 nt
Organism: Sesamum indicum (sesame)
Lineage: Eukaryota; Viridiplantae; Streptophyta; Magnoliopsida; Lamiales; Pedaliaceae
Product: putative LRR receptor-like serine/threonine-protein kinase At1g06840
Biological process (GO): protein phosphorylation
Molecular function (GO): ATP binding; protein binding; protein kinase activity
Source: RefSeq, a predicted model, not a curated record